CGGGGAUGUGGGAGGAGGGAAGAGCAGAGUGAGUAAGUUCAUCUAAUUACAUAUGCAGCUUCUACGGCGAGGCGGUGAUGAUGCUGAUGACCCGCUGUGAUGUCAUCAGGAGGGUUUCACCUUAUUUAAAGAUCUUCUGCAACCUUCACAGCAAAGAGUCCAGAGGAGCUGCUCCUUCAGGGAACAAGAUCAAUCUGGGACUCUUCACUGGACUCGUACGAACCUGAAGGGCCACGACUGACACAGAGAUGUUCUGCUCCAGGAGGCUCCUGCAGCAGUGGUGCCUCGCUCUGUUCCUGCUCUGCUCCCCGGUGCCGCACUUCGGACGUCCCAUCGAUGCCCUGAGCAGCAGAAUUAAACGCUCGGUCACUCACGCUCAGCUGAUGCACGACAAAGGUCGCGCCCUCCAGGACUUCAAGCGCCGCAUGUGGCUCCAGGAGCUUCUGGACGAGGUCCACACGGCCGAGGUCCGGGACCUCCCGGUUCGAACCACCGGAGCCGCGGGGGGCAGCAGCGGGGCCGGCGGGGGGCUGCCGGGGGUCAGCCUGGGCCUCGACCUCAGCACCACCGGCAGCACCCUGCACUCCAAACCCGCCGGAGGAACCAAGAACCUUGCGGUGGCCUUCAGCCUGGAGGACGAGGAGGGAACCAACCUGCCGCAGGAAACCAACAAGUCGCCCACGUUCAGGUCUCCAGGCAAGAAGAAGAAGAAAGGACGAGCCGGGAAGAGGAGGGAGGGCGAGAAGAGGAAGAGGAGGGUGCGCUCGUUAGGCCGGAGGGAGGAGGCAUGGAGGUCUCUGCUCGGCCUGCAGGGGGCGCUGCUUUAAAACGCUGUCACACUGACGAAGAAACGUGCGGAGAGUUGAAGUCGACUCCUAAACGCUCGUGUUACACUCGUCUGUAAUCGGGAUUGUUUGGAAAGAAAUUGUAUAAUAUUUAUUGUCUGUAAAUAUUCUAAAUAUCUCAGAAUACAUAGCAAAAUAUGAUUAAAAAAAACGUAUUGAUGCUC
Messenger RNA from Platichthys flesus (European flounder), 1009 nucleotides. RefSeq names its product parathyroid hormone-like hormone a (gene pthlha). Gene Ontology annotation, molecular function: hormone activity; peptide hormone receptor binding. The transcript has 4 exons. Gene Ontology annotation, cellular component: extracellular region. Bases 249 to 827 code for a protein of 192 amino acids. NCBI's taxonomy places the organism in Eukaryota, Metazoa, Chordata, Actinopteri, Pleuronectiformes, Pleuronectidae. Gene Ontology annotation, biological process: osteoblast development; adenylate cyclase-activating G protein-coupled receptor signaling pathway; bone mineralization. The record is from RefSeq and is a predicted model, not a curated record.